This is a messenger RNA of Misgurnus anguillicaudatus (oriental weatherfish), 3735 nucleotides long. Lineage: Eukaryota; Metazoa; Chordata; Actinopteri; Cypriniformes; Cobitidae. The record is from RefSeq and is a predicted model, not a curated record.
CAAUGUGCGCAUCUUCUUCCUCUAUCUCUCCGGCGCAUCUUCUUCCGGCCGUGUUAUACCGCUAUAUUCAGGCCUCUACCAUCUAAAGAUUUCCUCCACAUCACAUCAGCGGGUUGCAGCUGUUAUUUUAAGGAUGAAGGGAAUAAGGUUGGCAGUGUUUUUCAGCGUGAUUCUGCUGGCCAUUGUCCUUCUGACGGAGGCAGCGCGGAACAGGAAAGACUCCAGCAGUCAGAACAGCUUGAGGAAGGCGGCAAAUGGGGUCUAUCAAACCCUGAGCAAUGUCUUCGGAGAGGAGAAUAUCAAGGCUCUGUACAAGUUCUUUUCGAAGACCUCAGAGAGUUUCGUCCAUGGAGUUGAUUCAUUAUUGGACACCUUGUGGAAACUAUGGGUGGAUCUUCUGGAUGUUAUAGGGAUCGACGCUUCUAACCUCACUCACUACUUCAGCCUAUCCUCCAUUUCCAGUUCACCGGCUCGUGCUCUCCUCCUGCUGGCAGCCUUGCUGGUGGCCUACUGGUUCCUGUCUUUGUUCCUCAGCGGCUUCUUUUACGUGCUCCACUUAGUGUUUGGCCGCUUCUUCUGGCUGGCACGCGUGGCACUGUUCGCUCUCUCUUGCCUCUACAUUCUGCAGAAGUUCGAGGGUGACCCGGAAAAGGCGGUCCUGCCUCUGUGUUUCAUCAUGGCUGUGUACUUCAUGACUGGACCUGUGGGAGCAUACUGGCAGAAAGGGGGCGGAUCCGCAACUCUGGAGGAGAAGAUCGACCACCUCGAUACCCAGAUCCGCCUUCUCAGUAUUCGCUUGAGCAGAGUGAUUGAAAACCUGGAACGCUCGAGUGACCAGUAAAGCAAUGGGAAUUUUUUCCCAACCUGAGAAUUUUCUUUCUUGCCCCUUUUUCUCAGGAUUUCAUCAAUGCAAAGACUUUUAGUCAGGCAAGUUGAUCAUACGUUUCUUUAAUUCACCAGUCAGAAGACUAAAAAGGUUUCAUAACAUUCAUCCUGUCGAUGUAGAAUAAAUCGCUGUCCGUUUUAGACUGCAGCCAUCCGAGUAAAUGUCAAGACUUUUUGUAUGCUGUGGAUCUGUGUGUUAUAGUAAGUUUGUGCUUUCUUUGUUUAUUUGCCUUGAGUGUGUUACUCCAUAAGCUUUGUUUUAUUAGUGUAUUUGCAUUUGUAUAUUUAUCAGUCAUGAAGGUAAAUGUCAUAAAGUUAGAAACACUCACAAGUGUGAAUGAUGGCCAGAAUCACUGCGUUUUAUCUCUUUUCAAUGAGGUCACCAGGGGUCACUCUCAAUUCAGGACCGUCUAGCGCUAUCAAUGGUAGAUGUAUGUAGAAAUCACUUUCAGAAAGCAACUAGUCAGCAGACCGUGAGGAUAUCUGACCACUGUUUCUGGCAGAAAUUUUACGGUGCUGCAAUGCACCCUGGUAUCUCUGUCCAAAAGAAAUGUGGUUCUCAUGUGGUAAGAUUACCAAGUACAGGGUAAAACCUGACCAUGCACUUUGUUCUCAGCAUGUGAUCAUGAAUAACACAAAUUUUGGGUGGUUUCAGGUGGGCCGAUUGUCCUUUCUUGACCUUAAGAGGUGUCUGUGCUGUGUAUACAUUGUAUUUUAAUAUACUUGUAUAGAAAGGGAUUGAUUUAUUCAUCUUUUAUCCCACUAUUGUAACUAGGAUCUUAUUUAUACUGUAAUUAUGAAAUAGGUUAUUGUAUUGAUAACAUCUCUAACUGUAAUCGUAUUGUUAAAUAUCAGCCGACCAGCUGACCGCCUGUUUCAGAAUGCCUCAUUAUUGCACGUCCGGCUGUCUUUAAGAUCUAACCCGUGUCUUACCUCUAAAGAUUUUGAUGCAAAUUUCACUUUUUGUUUUGCUUUUGCAAUUAGAUUUUACAUCCAUGUAUAAAUGUGCAUGCUACUGAAAUUUUGCUUGUUUUUAUGCAUAUGUUUUAAACUUUCAUUCCCUACUUAUAAGGCGGAGUAUUUGGAUUAUUUUAUAUUUUUGGUUUGUUUCAUUUUUUUUUUUUUUACAAUAUUAUCAAGUAUUAUGUAUGGUCAGUAUUGAAGUUUCAUUCCACACUCUAAAAAAAGAAAGUUACAAAUGCUGUCGCUGGGGCGAACCCUUUCGAUAAUGACAUAUUGUGGGUGCAUACUAGUACUUUGUAGGUACAUAUUGGCUUAAAGUUACUUAUCUUUACGUAAAUGCCACAUAUUAGGAACUUUUUAAAUGUUACCAUCCCAGCGACAGCUUUUGCAUUGUUUUUUAUUUAUUUUUACGUUAGUGAUACACUGUACUUCAGAAAAUUCUUUGGAAGUAGAUUAUGUUUAAAAACUGGGAAUAUUUCAUAUUUGCGUCACCAUAUUCUGAGUGAAUCGUGCAAAAAACAAUUAUUGUUUUUUUCUAAUACACUCUCAGAAAUUAAGGUACAAAAGUUGUCACUGGGACGGUACCUUUUAAAAGGGUCCUAAUGUGUACCAUUUUGGUACAGAUAUGUACUUUUAAGGUACCAGUAUGCAGCCCUAAGGUACCAAUAUGCACCUUUUAUGUAUAAAAGUGUAUUUGAAGAGUUUCGUUGCAAAACGAGAUAACCACCGUUUUUUUAAUUGUUCAAAAAUCUCGUUUUUUGGUUGUGCAUUCCAAUUAAUAUCAAUGCAACUGCAGCUGGUUUGUUUUGAUUUAAACCUUCAUAACUUGAAAAAUACAGCUAAGUAACACAAUAAAACAAAAAUAAUAACAUCAUAACAUAAUAAUAAACAUGUUUUGACAAAAAUGUUAAAAAAUGGAUUUAUCUCGUUUUGCAACGAAACUCUUCAUUUUUUGAAAAGGCACCGCCACAAACAACUUUUGUUCGUUCUUGUACUUUUUUUUUAAAGCGUACUAAAGAUGUACCCAGCCUGUUUAAAGCUACACAAAUUGAAUUUGAUAGCUGUGUCAUUCACUAAAAUUACAAACCCUUUUUACUGUGCGUUGAGUGGAUGUUACCUUAAAAUCAUACAAUACAAGCACCAUCAGCUUUAGUGUAAUUUACCAAAUGAUAAACACUCGUAAUAAUAAUAAUAAUGUACCAGCCUUAUUGUAAAAAAUACUAUCUGUGUGGAUAAGUAAACACUCCCAUAUAUAGAUAAAUUGUCAUGUGUCGAUGUGCUUGUGAAUGGUUUUGCCACAGUAAAACACUGAAUUUGUGUACUGUCGAUUGUUUUAUUACAUUGUUGUGAAAUCAAACAUGCAUGAAUCUCAUUCCAGCAGUGCAGCCGUGAUUUAUUCUGGGAUUGCAUUGCAUAUUUGACCAGCUGUUUUGUUUGACCAACCUCAUUAUCGCAACACUUUUUAAAUCCUCAAACAUUUUGAAACAUCAUGUAUGUAAUAUAUUAGUAUCUAAGCUUUUUACCUCAAAGAUAGAGGUAUACUACUGAGUUUACUGCAAAGACCCAGUCAAAGUGUCUCUUAGAUCCCGAACAACUGCGCCCGUGCCAACUAUUGUGCAUUAUGUUUUAUGUCUAAAUUCAAAGCACUGAAUAUUUGUGAAGUCUAGAUCUUAAGUAUCUUUGCAUACAGUAGUAAACCCCUAGAUUUCAAUCAGGUUUGUACUGCAUCAUUUUCAUCAAGAUUGUCACCUGCAGUGUUGCUUGCUGUGGUAUUAUUUGCGCUGUCUGUAUCAUGUUGUGUGUUAAUGAUACAUGUUUUAAAAAAAGUUUUUCUCUAAGAUGAAAUGGUGGUCCAAAAAUGAUUGAAUAAAUGUGAUUUGAUCAACA